This is a messenger RNA of Sarcophilus harrisii (Tasmanian devil), 3799 nucleotides long. RefSeq names its product MYCBP associated protein (gene MYCBPAP). NCBI's taxonomy places the organism in Eukaryota, Metazoa, Chordata, Mammalia, Dasyuromorphia, Dasyuridae. Bases 1 to 2991 code for a protein of 996 amino acids. The transcript has 21 exons. The record is from RefSeq and is a predicted model, not a curated record.
AUGGAGGGCGAAUUGCCUUUUUCCCAGAAGUACAGAGUUCUGAAAAAUGGAGAAGGGAGGGCGUUGCGUUGCCCGCCCGAAGACGUCAUCACGCACAGUGGCUCGCUGCCCCCGGGCCAUGGACGCCCCCUCUGGGCAGCUUGUUCCGAAAGCUAUUUGUUGAUCGGCCUCGAAGGCUCGCUGGCGGGCCGCGCGGGAUCUGUGGUGGGCCGGACUGGAAGCUCCAGAAAACUCGUGAAAUCUUCAGUAUCUCGGCUAUCGGAAAAGAAACGGACGAAGGUUACUGAACUUGUCACUCCUCCCAUCCAGGAGGAACCUGAACCUGUUAGCAAUGUCCUACAGGGAGAUGAUAUUCUGGCUUUGGCCAUUAAGGAGGAGGACUUAAAGAAGCAACAUGUUCCCCAUCCUCCUGCCCAGGAAGAGAAAACUAUUGCCCAUCAAGUUUUGAUUCGAAAGCGUAAAAUUCAAAAGGUUAAGAAGGUGACACGUCAUUUGGUAGCUCACCCUGCUACUCCUGAAGCAGCCACAAAACCUUUAGAUUUCUCUGGGCCAGCAGAGGAAAGCUCUGAUGGUAGAGAACAGAUUCUCCCCCACAAGAUUUUGGGAACUCUCUAUGACCUCAAGAGAAUAGCGAUUGCUCGAGGAAACAUGAGGUUGGCUGAAAUGAUCUCAGACACUACCGGUAUGGACAGUGUCAUCCUCUCGGUACCAGAGGAGCCAAAGAAAAAACCCAGAAAAGUGAAAGUAGAGCUCUGGCAACCACCUUCUCAGCAUAAGUCUCUGAAGAACUGGAAACGAAAUAUGACCCUGAGGAAGAAACAACAAGAAGUUCUCAGUGAAUAUCUGAAGAAGCCAGUGAAUGAGCUGCUGAUGAAUACAGGGGAGGGUUUCAGACGGGUACAGGAAGAACGGAAUCUGAUUGAACGUUCCAUUGCUGCUUUACAUUAUGGGAAGGGGACUGAGGUCGACUGUGAUUUUUGGAGCCAGCCUGAAUUUAUUGGAGAUGAAUUAACAGGUCUGGUGACCCAAUGGCCUCGUGGCUACCGACAGCCCAUCGUUCAUGUCGGGAAGCCCCAGAGCAUCCAAAUGGAAUCAGGACUGCCAUCCACGAGGGAGCCUUGGUUCCGUUUCACAUGGGAUAAGAGUCUCUUUUUGAUUGAUCGGCGAAAGGAGCUACGUUCUAUUCUGAAGGAGUUGGACUUUAACCAGCCAGACAUUGAUGGCCUCGAAGUUGUUGGUAAAGGACAGCCUUUCUCAUCUGUCUCUGCACAGCACUUCCCAGGCCUUAAGGAUGUCAAGGAAAGUACAUCUGAACAACAGCCUUCAAAUCCUUUAGUUAACUAUCCUGAUGUAGUUCCCAUGCCUUUCCUUGGUCCUUCUUUGCUGUUCUGUGGGAAACCAGCAUGCUGGCUUGACAGUACCCUACCACCAGGAGAGAAAGAAAUCGGCAUUGCUGUUCGUUUGACCUUUGAGACAAUGGAAGGGGAGAGAACAUCUUCUGUCCUAACAGUUGUAAACAAUGGCACUGCAGCUAUUUGGUAUAAUUGGAGGCGGCUCCAACAGCCUGACGCCUUUGAAGAGUUUAAAGAGAGUAGACGACAACGAUUUUACUUUAACACCAAGGAAGGUGUGAUUCUUCCUGGGGAAACGAAGGACUAUAUAUUCUUCUUCAAGUCUCCAGAUGCAGGAAUCUUCAGGGAGUACUGGGAGUUCGGAACCCACCCAACCCUGUUAGGAGGAGCUUUACUGCAGGUCACUCUGCGGGGUGUUGCUCUAAGCCAAGAUAUUUUGAAGGAAGAAAGAAAUACAUUGGCGGCUAAACUAGCUAACCAAGCAGCUGUCACCAUUGUGGAGGAUGUGCUGGAUGAGCUGCUGAGAGGGGUCUGGUCCCCUGAGCGAGCUGCGUCCCCAGUUGAUGCUUACCUCACCGAGGAAGAUCUGUUCUCCCACAGAAACCCUCAGCUACAUUAUCAGCAUCAAGUGGUGCGAGAGCUCCAGGAACUAUGGAAUGAAUACAUGGUACCAUCCCCUUCAACUCCUCCCGGAGAGGAAGAAGCUGCUCCAGGACAGGUAGAGGGGCAACCAUUAGUUGAAAAGUUCUCAGUGGGUUCUUAUAAGAGCCAUAUAAGUGAAAAGUCAAAAAGCUCUGUGGGGGAAAGCCAGAGGGCCUUGAGAAGGACUCUUUCAGGCAAGAAAGAAUCUAAGUCAUCUCUCCAAUCCUCGAAGAAUGUUGUGCUUAAGGUUGCUGAUGACCGGAAAGAACCAGGAGCGGAGCCCAUGGAGCUGCCAGAGAUAUCGGACACAAUUCCCGAGUACCCCAAGUGGAAUCUUUGUGUGGAUGAUUUCAAAAAGGCAGUGUUGGAGCUCCCUGAAGAGGAACAGCGAGAGGAUGCCCUGACCAGGCUUAACAAGAGGGCCCUGGAUCUAUGCGCAGAGCAGAAGCCGUUGCAGUCAGACAUCCUGUACCAGACGUGUUACCAGCUGUGGCGAGAUGUAAUUGAUGGUCUGGUGAGCCAUUCCAUGUGGCUGAAGUCUCUGUUAGGCCUGCCUGACAAGGAUUCUUUUUAUGUGGAAGGCCCAGAGGAACUGAUAGAGGCAAAACCAUCUGGGAAAAUUGGAAGAGAGGACCGGAAAGUUUUGAGCCAGGAAAAGAAGGUGUUUGGUUUAAAGGAAGAGAAGAAAGUACCUUCAAGAUCACCGGGAAGAGAGGACCGUGAUCGUUCCAACAGCAAGAAGAAGACAAGGGAUGACAAGAGAAUGCAGAAGUCCCCAAGUCGGAACGGGAAGGACAGAAUAUUAGGAGAUGACUUGGCUACGGAGCAGAGUAUCUCCCCCUCAGAAUCAGUGGAUCCACAAAUCCAGGAGAAAUAUAACCAGAGGCUUUACAUUGAGGUGUAUGGCCUGCUGGACUCCUUAGUGACUAAUAUGAUGCUGCUUUUUGAUGAGCUCAAGACCUCAGGGGCAACUCGGCACAAUACUGUAGUCUCGUGAACCUCUCUCUUUUUCUGCCUGACCUGUCUCUGAGCAGCCAUCAGAGAAAUAAAAAUAAAUGUGUAGGUUUCCAUAACUCCCAUCUAUCGAUGCACGUUUCUAGAUCUCAAAGGACUCAGGUCAUUGGCCGGAUCUUUCCACAUCUUCCAUCACACUCAGAGCUCCCCAGACAUCAGCUGGCCUUUCCUUCCAACCUGGGGCAUCCUACAGCAAGAGGAUAAUGAUGUAACAGGAGGAAAUGACCUCAGGGAUGACAAGAAGAAGAACGAGUUGGUAGGAGACUGGUUGGGACACUGAUGGAAGUGACUUGAGAAGGAGUCACCCCUGUUUGGUCUCUUCCACUUUGUACCCUUCCUUCAGACUUCCCAGAUCCACCUACCUGCGAGGCUGGCUUCGUGAUCAAGAGCUAGCAUCCGGAUGCCUGGGCAGUGGAAUGUGGCAGGGCAGAUCAAAAAGUUACAUUUACCUCACCCGACUCUAUUUUGAAGCUGCUCUCCAGUGUGUGUGUGUGUGUACAUGUAUGUAAUGGGAAAUUAUAUAAAUCAUAUAAUUAAUCCAUUCUAACUGGGAUAAUUGGGGCUGGAAACCAUUUGGGGUCAGUCAUCCUAAUCCAUUCUCUCCAAGUCCCAAGACCGUAUACAGGCUUUGGUUGUCAUUCUGCUAGCUGUCCCUUUGUUCCCACACUUCUGUGUACCUCAGUUUCCUCAGUUAUAACAUGGGGAUAAUAAUAUCAGGCUUGUUGCGGGUUAUCAAAUUAAUUGGCUUAUGUAAAAUGCUUUGUAAAUCUUCAAGAGCUAGCUAGAGGGGC